Molecule: messenger RNA, 720 nt
Organism: Xenopus laevis (African clawed frog)
Lineage: Eukaryota; Metazoa; Chordata; Amphibia; Anura; Pipidae
Product: serine/threonine-protein kinase 3-like
Exons: 3
Coding region: 310-600 (96 amino acids)
Source: RefSeq, a predicted model, not a curated record
AUAAUUUAAAAAAAAGCAUUUUCUCACGUUUACAUGUAACAUGGUGUGCUUUAUUACUAGGGUGUGCAUUGGGAUAUUUUAGAAGUUGUAUUUUGUUCUGUUUUGGCCAUAAUUGACCUAAGGAGAAUGCCAUGUACUUUUGCUCCCAUACAAAUAUAUGUAUAUGUUUCUAAAGUAGAAUAUGAAAGAGUAGUAGCCUCCUUAUUUAGAUUUUAUUAAAAACCCACUAACUCAAUUCUCUCCUUCUAAUGCUCUUUUGUUUGUCUUUUGCAGUGUGACAUCUGGUCGCUGGGUAUAACCGCCAUCGAAAUGGCCGAGGGACAAGAACCUUACGCAGGGCAAUACCCAGUGGAGCACCUGAUCAGAGAAGCCCAACCACCGAAGCUUCGAUCAAAGACCUGGUCACAAAGUUUUGUGUCUUUUCUGGAGUCCUGUUUGACGAAGGAUCCUUCUGAGAGAGGAAGUGCUGAAGAACUCCUGCAGCACCCAUUCAUCAAAGAACUGCCCCCUAAGAAGAUCAUCAGGGCUGAGAUUGAAGAACAUCUCCGGGCUCUGCAGAACCGGCCGGCCAAGAAAGGUGAAGGAAUCCAUUAUAUCUGAUACAACUGCACCAUCACAGAGUGUAAAUCAACACUGAAAUGAGACACUGCAAAAUGAAAGUGGUGCUGGGAAUAAUAAAAUGUAUUUUUAUUUUUUUUUAAAUGUUUUAUUGCAUUUUAC